AUGACCGUCCUCCUUGUCUGGCUGCUGGUCAUGAGCCUGCCACGGGUGGAGACCAACAUCACCGUGUCUGGAAGGCAAAACGCACUGCGGUGUCACGUUUGCGAGAAGGAGAACAGUUUCGAUUGUGAAAGACCGACAGACUGUACAGCCGGCGAGCCGUACUGUACCGCUGUCGCCGUGAGAAUAUUUCCACGGUUCUUCUAUGUUUCCAAGCAGUGCGUAAAGUACUGUGGGACAAUCAGUCCACCUCCACAGAUGGCCAAGUCGUUCGUGCUCAUAAAGCCCACGCCCUUCCUGUUCAUGGCGUGCUGUAAGCAGGACCUGUGCAACAACCAGAAACCAAUCAUCAAAGAAAACAUAGAAGAUAGAUACAAAGAGGGGGGCGGGGAGGACAUCAGCAGAGGCAGCAGUGCGGGGCUGGUGACUUUCCUGACACUGGCCUCUGGGCUCCUGGGCCUCAGGCUGCCGUGA
Molecule: messenger RNA, 471 nt
Organism: Lipotes vexillifer (Yangtze River dolphin)
Lineage: Eukaryota; Metazoa; Chordata; Mammalia; Artiodactyla; Lipotidae
Gene: LY6K
Product: lymphocyte antigen 6 family member K
Exons: 3
Coding region: 1-471 (156 amino acids)
Biological process (GO): binding of sperm to zona pellucida
Cellular component (GO): acrosomal vesicle
Source: RefSeq, a predicted model, not a curated record